Molecule: messenger RNA, 1332 nt
Organism: Jaculus jaculus (lesser Egyptian jerboa)
Lineage: Eukaryota; Metazoa; Chordata; Mammalia; Rodentia; Dipodidae
Product: olfactory receptor 13H1-like
Exons: 4
Coding region: 1-1332 (443 amino acids)
Biological process (GO): G protein-coupled receptor signaling pathway
Cellular component (GO): membrane
Molecular function (GO): G protein-coupled receptor activity; olfactory receptor activity
Source: RefSeq, a predicted model, not a curated record
AUGGAUGAAGGGUUACUACAGGAGCAUAGACAACUCAAAGAACCACUCAAGACCGUGCUCUGCAGUUGCCUGGACGCCUCUGGGAAACUGAUGUGCAGUGGCCCCAGAGUGACCAGGAACUACAGCUGGCUCCUGAAAAGGGACCCUCUGAGACAUGCUGUGAUAACUGCUGUUAAGCAAUGUAUUAGUCCUCCUAAAUCCACCACACCAAAAUCAGAUAAUAACUCUGAUGAGGAGGGCCCUGAGGACCAGCCAAUGGCAGACCUCAGUUCACUUGAAAAGGCUAUAGAAGAAAUUAGAAAGAAAAUUACCCCAGACUCCCCUAUGCCCACCCCCUUUAUCUGCCCCUACCACCUUAUCCACUUCCAUGGAAUAGCUCUGUGGAUAGAGAAUAUGAAUUACCAGGAAAUUGAAAACCAUACCAAGGUGACUGAAUUCAUUCUUGUGGGAUUGUCUAAGCACCCAAUAUCCCAGAAGGUUCUCUUCUGGGCACUGAUGUUUCUCUACAUAGUCACUGUAGCUGGAAACAGCCUUAUCAUUUUCCUGGUAGGAGGCAACUCUCAACUGCACACCCCAAUGUAUUUCUUUCUUGGUAAUUUGUCUUUAUUGGAUCUUCUGUUUUCUACCAGCUCUGUACCCCUGAUCAUGGCAAAUGCACUACAGAACUUCUCCACUAUCUCCUACAACUCCUGUUUUGCCCAGCUUGCCAUCCGAGCCUUCUUGGCACUAGCUGAAUGUUUUCUUCUCGCUAUUAUGGCUUAUGACCGAUUUGUGGCUAUUUCAAAUCCACUCAGGUAUAACUUGGUCAUGUCUUCUCGAGUAUGCAUUUUCAUGGCUUUGGUUGCCUGGAUGACAGCCCUCCUUCUCACUCUUCUGCCCAUUCUGUUUUUGCCAAUCAGUUUCUGUGGACAUAAUGCAGUUAAUCACUUCUCCUGUGAGGUUCAAGCCAUCUUCAAAUUGCUUUGUUCCAAUACCAUUUCCCUAGAAAUUAUGAUGAUGGCAUGUGCUGUUGUUUCAAUGCCAGUGCCUUUAAUUUUUAUUCUUAUCUCUUACCUUUGUAUUCUCAGGACUGUCUUAAGAAUCCACCCCUCUGAGGCCAGGCUUAAAGCCUUUUCUACAUGUGGCUCUCACUUGAUUGUGGCAACUAUCUACUUUGGAACAUUAAUAUAUAUUUAUGUGAGACCACAAAACAAAAAGUCCCAUGAUGAGGACAAAAUUGUCUCUAUAUUUUAUGCAGCAGUGACCCCAAUGCUAAAUCCACUCAUCUACACCCUGAGAAAUAAGGAUGUGAAAGCUGCUCUCAAAAGAGUAGCAUGCAGGGCUAAGUCCUAG